Messenger RNA from Chrysochloris asiatica (Cape golden mole), 1485 nucleotides. It is a transcript of the gene ISM2, whose product is annotated as isthmin 2. The transcript is spliced from 6 exons. Bases 1 to 1485 code for a protein of 494 amino acids. The record is from RefSeq and is a predicted model, not a curated record. Lineage: Eukaryota; Metazoa; Chordata; Mammalia; Afrosoricida; Chrysochloridae.
AUGCCUCGGCUCCCGGGCCGAGCGGAGCUGCUCCUCGGUCUGGUGUUGCUGAUGGCGCUGCUGGCCUCCGGCCUCGGGCUCCCCCUGAGGAAGCCGAGGGACCCUGAUCCUUGGCCCAGGAGCCCCACAAGGCUGCCGGAGAUCUCAGCCUCCCUGGAUCUUGGGCAUCCCAAGGAAGAAGAAGAGACCCCACUGCUCCCUGAAGCCCGCCUCCUGGCAGGGUCUCACCAACACAGCCACCAGACCCUCAGUGGGUCAGCCUCCCUAAGCCCUGACGAGGCGGCUACCCCUCCUAGGAUCCUGGAGGACACUCCCUUGCUGUUGGAGCUACAGAAGCUGCCGGGAUUGGCCAACACAGGUUUGAGUGCCCCAAACCCCAACAUCCAGGUGACCAUUGAGGUGGUGGAGGACCCCCAGGCCGAAGUGGAGAUGGACCUGUUGGCAGGUUCCAACCAACGCUGGACCCAGGGCACCCCCAGCUGGCUGCCUACCAAGGAGCUCUUCUGGCCCCUUUUCUGGGGCUAUGUGGAGGGUGAGGAUGUGGGGACCAGCCUCAAGGGCAGAGCCUCAGAGGAGAAGGCGGUGGAUAAUCCUGCAGAGUACAGCGAGGGUGAGGGCCAGGAGGAUGAAGAAGAUGAUGAUGAGGAUUCAGAGGAGCCUGGGUUCAGUGGGGCUGCAAGCAUCUGGGACCAGGGCUGGCUGGCCCUCGAAGACUGGACAUUCAAAGAGACUGACAGCUAUGACUACGAGCCUCAAGGGGAGUGGAGCCCUUGGUCUCCGUGCAGCAGGAGCUGUGGCAGUGGCAGCCAGAGGAGGACUAGGCCCUGUGGUUACGCCUGCACUGCCACUGAGUCCCGGGCCUGCGACCUUCCCCUGUGUCCGGGUGCCGAGAAUGAGGACACAGUGGGCUUCCCCAGGGAGGGAUGGCAGCCCCUGGACCACAAUGCUACAGAUGUGCUUAGCCCAGAUGUGGACAGCUGUGAGAAGUGGCUGAACUGCAAGAGCGACUUCCUCGCCAGGUACCUGAGCCAGGUGCUGCGGGACCUGCCCAGCUGCCCGUGCGCAUACCCGCGGGAGGCCGUGUCCCACGCGGUGAGCCUGCGGGACGAGCGCCAGGGCCGCAGCUUUAGGUGGCGGGACGCCAGCGGGCCCCGCGAGCGCCUGGACGUGUACCAGCCGCUGGCGCGCUUCUGCCUGCGCUCGGUGCUGUCGGGGCAGAGCAGUACCCUGGCCGUCCAGCACUGCUGCUACGACCAGGGCAGCCGGCUCCUGACCCGCGGCAAGGGCGCCGGCACGCCCGACCUGGUCAGCACCGAUUUCUCCCCGGAGCUGCACUUCAAAGUGGACACGCUGCCCUGGAUCCUGUGUAAGGGGGACUGGAGCCGCUACCAUGCCGUGCGGCCCCCCAACAACGGCCGGGCCUGCGCCGACAACCCACCCGAGGAGGAGUACCUGGCUCAGUUGCAGGAGGUCAAGGAGUACUAA